Messenger RNA from Lactuca virosa, 3358 nucleotides. The record is from the annotation of a GenBank genome assembly. NCBI's taxonomy places the organism in Eukaryota, Viridiplantae, Streptophyta, Magnoliopsida, Asterales, Asteraceae.
GAAAUUACUAGAUCUUGCCGAUCAUUGGGUUGUGUGGUUCACAUGCAUCCCUAAUUUCUUUGCAAUUAUUUCUUAAGAAUCUCUCUCAAGAACGAUUUGAUUCAAGAAGAUCUUUAAUGGCGUCUCUUCAACUUCACCCCAUCAAAAGAGUUUUAAGUAUCAUGUGUUUUUAAGCUUUAGAGGUGAAGACACACGUAAGACCUUUGUUGAUCAUCUUUAUGCUUAUCUUAAGCAAAAAGGUAUUCACACCUUCAGGGACAACGAGGAACUCAAGAAAGGAAAACGGAUUGAUGAGCUCUUCAAAGCUAUUGAAGAGUCAAAGUUCUUUAUCAUUGUCUUCUCCAAAAACUAUGCAUCUUCCUCUUGGUGCCUGAAGAAGGUUACAAAGAUUAUGGAGUGCCAAGAUGAGAAUGAGCAGAUUGCUUACCCGCUCUUUUAUGAUGUGGAGCCAAGCGACAUCCGCAAACGAAGUGGGCCAGUUAAAACAGCCAUCAGCAAACAUAAGACCAACGAACACAUAGAGAAAUGGGAAAAGGCUUUGGAAAGUGCAGGCAAUCUGGUUGGGUGGGAUCUGAAAAACAUUGCUAAUGGGCAUGAAACUGAAGCCAUCAAAAAAAUUGCUGAAGAGAUUUCACUCAAGUUACGUUCCAUUCAUUUGAGCAAUGAUGAAAAUCUGAUAGGCAUGGACCGCCGGAUGCAAGAGCUGGAGUCGUCUUUGGGGAUCAGUUUGAACGAUAAAGCGCGCAUGAUAGGGAUCAAGGGUAUGGGAGGCAUUGGGAAGACAACAUUGGCUAGAUCUAUAUUUAAUAAAGUGUCUUCCCUUUUUGAAGGUAGUUGCUUUGUUGAUGAUGUAAGGGAAGUUUCAAAAAAGAAGGGUUUGCGGUCAUUGCAAAAACGAGUCCUUUCAGAUGUCCUGAACAUUGAACACAAAGGAAGUGUUUUAGAUGGGGAAAAAAUCAUGAGAAUGAGGCUACGCUAUAUAAAGGUUCUUCUUGCUCUAGACGAUGUGGAUAAUCCGAAGCAGCUUGAGGCGUUUGCUGGUGAUUGGUUUAAGGACGGAAGUAGAAUCAUCAUUACAACAAGAGACAAGAAAGUGCUGCUAGCACAUGGAGUGAAUGCGAAGUGGAUUCAUGAUGUUGAUUUCUUGUCGGAUGAGGAAGCAAUGAGCCUGUUUAGUAGGUAUGCAUUUAAGAGAUAUAUUCCAGAUAAAGGGUUUGAAAAGCUGUCAUCAGAAGUAGUACGUUAUUCUGCUGGUCUGCCCUUAACGAUCAAAGUUUUGGGUUCGCAUCUUCGUGGUGAAGAGGAGGUUGUAUGGAUAGAUGGACUAAAAAGACUAGAAACAAUUCCAUCGUUGGAAACUCUAGAGGUAUUGGAAAUAAGCUAUGACGGCCUGGAGGAUGAUCUCAAGGAAAUAUUCCUAGAUGUUGCAUGCUUCAUGGUUGGUUUUCCUAAAGAUGAUGCAAUUAGAGCGUUUGAUAGUUGUGGAUUUCGUGGUAUAUACGGCUUAAGAGUUCUUGAGCAAAAAUCUCUCAUAACAAUUUUACAUAAUGGAUUGGGUAUGCAUGAUAGAAUAGAAGAAUUGGGCAAGAAUAUUGUUCGGCAGUCGCACCCUCGUGAGCCGAACAAACAUAGCCGACUCUGGAUUCGCGAGGAAAUUGAAGAAUUAUUCACAGAUGAUGUGGGUACUGAAGCGUCAACAUGUACUGGACUGGAGCUGGAGCUGACCGAAGUGAGUCCUGAAAUUAUUAUAAAAGGCCUUGGAAACCUGAAGAAACUUAGAUAUAUUUUUCUUACUGGGAGUGACGAUGACUGUUUCCCUAGUGACUGGAAGUUUGAUCAGGAAAAACAGUACUUUCCGAAUUCGUUGCAGUUAUUGAAUUGGAAUGGUUACCCUGGUCGGUUUUUACCCCAAACAUUUCAAGCAAAUAAUCUUGUUGCACUUCAAUUGCCUGAUAGCAGAAUCGUGCAACUUUGGGAAGGAAGAGAAAGAAAGGUUCUUAAGAAGCUCAGGUUCCUAGACCUUAGUUGUUCAAACGUGAGGACUUUUGACUUUGGGAUGACUCCGAAUCUUAAGAGGUUAGAGCUUAGAGGAUGUCAUGAUUUGAUACAACUUCAUGUGCCCCCUGGAUGUCUAAAAAGGCUUGUCUACUUAGAUUUACUUUGGUGCUCAUCGUCUGUAUCUUUUUCGUUUAUCAAACAAUUGGAAUCACUUGAGCUUUUUAGUUUACCUGACUUAUUGGUGUCUGUGGUGUGCUUGGAGGAAUUCCCAAGGUACUCCCGCAACAAUCUGCCAAAGCUACGGUUCAUAUUUGAUUAUUCUAAAGAACAAUCCUCAUCAAAUGGAACUAGUCUCGAGUGUGUCUUACUAGAUCUCCAGCCUUGCACAAAGCUUGAGCAUGUUUCAGAAAGCAUUUGUGGUUUACAACACAUAAGGUGCCUUACAUUGGAUGGCUGUAUUCCAGAGGUACCCAAGGACAUUGACCAGUUGAAAUGCUUAGAAGAGCUAACUUUGUACUCUACACACCUCAUAUGUCUUCCGGAUAGUGUUUGUAUGUUGAAACAUCUAAAAUCUCUCAAAAUUAAAGAUUGCCGGUAUCUUGAAGAGUUACCAGAGAAUCUUGGUUUGUUAGAACAUUUAGAGGAACUGAGUUUGUCGUCCACAAGUAUUAGACGUCUUCCAGAUAGCAUAUGUAUGUUGAAACAGCUAUUAUCUCUCAAACUUAAAUCCUGUCUGCUUCUUCAAGAGUUACCCAAUGAUCUUGGCCAGUUAGAUUGUUUGGAGAAGCUAAAUUUGUUGUCUACAGGUAUUAGAAGUCUUCCAGAUAGCAUUUGCAUGCUAAAACAUCUGCAAUUUCUUAACCUUGAAUCUUGUCAGCUUCUUGAGAAGAUACCCGAGGAUAUUGGGCAAUUAGAAUGUUUAGAGGAGCUGAACCUGACAGAGUGUGAAUCUUUAGAAGAUAUUCCAAACAGCAUCUGUAAGAUGAAAUGUUUGAGAUAUUUCUAUCUCCCUUUUUGUAGUCGAGUCCAGAAAUUGCCUGAGGAACUUGGAAGUUUAGAGUGUUUAGAAGAGUUGGAUAUAAACUGUACAGGAAUUAGUCAUCUUCCACAUAGCAUUUGUUUGUUGAAAGAUCUGCGUAUUGUUGGAUCUGAGUCAGUUCUUCAGUCGUGUGCUUUUGAGAUACAGACCUCAGAAACUGAAACCUCCACACAAGCCUUGGAUAACACAGCCGCCGAGACCAAGACCGGAUUAAGGAACCAAUUAACAGAGAACUAUUGCAACAGGUGGUGUUGGUCAGUGGUGAUGGUGUUGGUGGUGGCGUUGUUGGUGAUGCAGGUGGUGAUACAAGUAAAAGUUUGA